UCCUCACAGCUCUGAGGCGCGAAGGGAGAAGGGGGCGGGGGGGGGUGCGUGGAGGAGCACCUCGUCCUCCUCGCCCUUUUCUCACCUCCAGCAUGGACUGGUUCCACUGCAACCGCUGCUUCCGCCAAGAGGGAGCCAGCUUCGCCGUCACCAGCUGCGGCCACGUCCUCUGUGCGACGUGUGGGGCCGCGGCUCCCUGCCCGGUCUGCGCCGCCGACUGCCGCUACCUCCCCAUCUCCGACCAGGCGAAUGCGCCCGCAGGAGAAAAUCUUCUUCAAGAGCCCAGCCGACAUCGCCCUCAAGCGCUUGACCCACAUCUCCCAGGCGAGGAGGAGGAGGACGAGGAGGAUGAAGAAGGGCGGCCUGCCCCACGCCAGCCUCACGCCUCCUCCCCACAGGUCUGGCGAUUCCAGCGUGCCCAAACUGACAUGCUGUUGGCUUCCCACAAGGAAAAAACCCGCCGUGCCAGGGCGGCGCUGGAGGAAACCCGCCAUGUCCUGGAGAGUCGAAACAGGGAGCUGGAAGCGCUGCGGAGGGAGAACGGGGAGCUGCGCCGCGCUCAGCUCUCACCCGGCUGGCGAGGGGGCAGCAGGAGCAGCACACCCCGGCCGGUCGGUGUCACAUCCCCGGCGCAGACAGUCACCCCCCAGCCCCGCCGGCAGCUGAGCAGCCAAGUGGUGAGCCGCUCGGCCCCGCUGGAGCCCCCCCUUUCCCACGGCACCCCCGUAUGGCAGGUGGGCAGCGCCCGUAGGGGAUGGGUGACCCCCCAACCCUCCAGCGUGGCCCCGUCUCCUGCCUCCGCCCACGGGCUGACCCACAGGGCCGCCCCCCCGGCGCCUCGCAGCCCGCUGUGGGUGCCCUGGGCCAGCCCGCCGCUGCCCGCCGCCAUUUUCCCCGCGGAGACCCCUUCUCCUUACCCCUCCCUGCGCCCGCCCCCGCGCGGCUGACGUAUACCGGAAGAAAGAAGCCUGCGGCAUCCUUUUGCCGCCUCAUGCCCUCAACAGACAUGGCGCCACGCGUCGCCCGGCAACCCGCCGCCCGCCUGCGGGCGUUGCCUAGCAACGCGCUCACCGCGCAUGCGCCUCCC
This is a messenger RNA of Grus americana (Whooping crane), 1087 nucleotides long. RefSeq names its product ring finger protein 212B (gene RNF212B). NCBI's taxonomy places the organism in Eukaryota, Metazoa, Chordata, Aves, Gruiformes, Gruidae. Gene Ontology annotation, biological process: protein sumoylation; reciprocal meiotic recombination; homologous chromosome pairing at meiosis. Gene Ontology annotation, molecular function: SUMO transferase activity. Bases 93 to 947 code for a protein of 284 amino acids. The transcript is spliced from 11 exons. Gene Ontology annotation, cellular component: synaptonemal complex. The record is from RefSeq and is a predicted model, not a curated record.